Spea bombifrons (plains spadefoot toad) is the source of this 987-nucleotide messenger RNA. RefSeq names its product synaptonemal complex protein 3 (gene SYCP3). Bases 68 to 790 code for a protein of 240 amino acids. Lineage: Eukaryota; Metazoa; Chordata; Amphibia; Anura; Pelobatidae. Gene Ontology annotation, biological process: spermatid development; meiotic cell cycle. Gene Ontology annotation, cellular component: synaptonemal complex. The transcript has 9 exons. The record is from RefSeq and is a predicted model, not a curated record.
AGUAGUUGGCAUUACGAGCUGUUGUGCUCGGUUCGCCCGCUUAUUUUACCAGACAAAGCUGAAUAUCAUGGCUCCUGGGAGAAAACAAGCAGGGAAAAGUACAAAGAUACCACAAGAAGAAAAAGUAAUCCUCUCCUAUGAGUUUCAGGAAAUAGAACAUAAAACUCUUAGUGGGUCAGAAGACGACAUUAGAGAUGCAGAAACUCCAGUGAUAGAUAAACAUGGAAAGAAGCGGUCUGCACCAAUGACCAAUCAAGAAGUAGACGAAGAUCAUAUGGGUGGUGAAGUCCAGACUAUGCUGGAACGAUUUGGAGCUGAUAUUAGCAAAGCUCUUUUAGCGAAAAGGAAAAGACUGGAAAUCUACACAAAGGCUUCGCUGAAAACUAGUAACCAAAAGAUUGAGAAUGUUUGGAAAACACAACAAGAUCAGAGGCAGAAGCUGAGCAAUGAAUAUUCUCAACAGUUCCUGGCCUUGUUUCAACAAUGGGAAUCUGAUGUACACAAAGCAGAAGAACAAGAAGACAAAUUAACUAACAUGUUCCGCCAGCAGCAGAAGCUUUUUCAGCAGGCAAGAAUCAUUCAGAGCCAGAGGCUUAAAACAAUCAAGCAACUAUAUGAGCAGUUUCUAAAGAGCAUGAAUGACCUGGAGAAAAACCACGAAGACCUCCUCACUGGGGCACAGAAUGAACUGAGGAAGGAAAUGGCUAUGUUGCAAAAGAAGAUUUUGAUGGACACACAACAGCAAGAGAUGGCAAGUGUUCGCAAGUCUCUUCAGUCAAUGUUAUUCUGAUGGUUCACUGAAGGUGGUAUUACUUGUACCUAUGCAACAUGAUAUAAUUACAGUUAUUAUUACCAUUGAACAAUUUGUACCCUAAUCCCUAUUUCAGGGUAAUGUUGAGGUAUUUUCCAGAGUUUAAUGUUUGUUUUUUCUUCUCUAAACCAGGACACCACGUUUGACACAAAUGCUUUAUUUUAUAACACAACUUC